CUCCAGCUGCCGCCAUCAGUGGACUCAGCCUCCAGUCAGCGUCAUGCUAUCACGGUCCCGGUGUGUUUACCGGACGCUCGGCCGCUCCCUGUCCGCCGUGAGCCAGGCCAAUAAUGUGCUGGUUCGACAAAGUGUAUCAGGCCUCUCUGUCUGCAGUCGCCUAGUUUAUUCUCAGCCAUGUGAAUUUCCAUCAUCAGCUAGUGUCUUUCACAUCAGAUACUUCAGGACCUCUGCUGCUCACAGGGAUGAAGUAGUCACAGUCAAAACUCCUGCAUUUGCAGAAUCUGUUUCAGAGGGGGACGUUAGGUGGGAGAAAGCUGUGGGCGACUCAGUAAACGAAGAUGAGGUGGUUUGUGAGAUUGAAACUGACAAGACGUCAGUACAAGUCCCCGCUCCAGCAGCCGGUGUCAUUGAGGAACUGCUGGUGCCUGAUGGAGGGAGGGUAGAGGGAGGAACGCCGCUUUUCAAACUCCGAAAAGGAGCUGCUGCCGCCAAAGCUGCUCCCUCUCCAGCUGCAGAGGCCCCUGCUGCUGCUGCAGCCGCUCCACCACCACCUCCUCCUCCAGCUGCAGCUCCCACUGCCAUGCCUCCAGUGCCCCCAGUGCCAGCACAGCCUGUCCAAGCCAAACCUGUUUCUGCUGUCCAGCCCACUGCUGCAGCUGCACCUCCUCCAACAGCUGGAAGCAGAGGAGAGAACAGGGUGAAGAUGAACCGUAUGAGGCUGAGAAUCGCCCAGAGGCUGAAGGAGGCUCAGACCACCUGCGCCAUGCUGACCACCUUCAAUGAGGUGGACAUGAGCAACAUUCAAGAGAUGAGAAAAGUCCAUAAGGAUGUUUUCUUAAAGAAGCAUAAUGUCAAACUGGGUUUUAUGUCAGCGUUUGUGAAGGCUGCAGCGUACGCUCUGACUGAUCAGCCUGCUGUCAACGCUGUUAUUGAUGAUACGACCAAAGAGAUUGUCUACAGGGACUAUGUAGACAUCAGUGUCGCUGUGGCAACUCCAAAGGGACUUGUUGUACCUGUGAUCCGCAGUGUGGAGACCAUGAACUUUGCUGACAUUGAGAAAACCAUUAAUGCGUUAGGAGAAAAGGCUCGUAAAAACGAGCUUGCUGUUGAAGAUAUGGACGGAGGCACCUUCACCAUCAGUAACGGCGGCGUGUUCGGCUCCAUGUUUGGCACCCCCAUCAUCAACCCGCCACAGUCUGCCAUCCUGGGCAUGCAUGGCAUUUUUGACCGACCUAUGGCCAUCAACGGACAGGUUGAGAUCCGGCCCAUGAUGUAUGUGGCUCUGACAUACGACCACCGACUCGUUGACGGCAGAGAAGCGGUCACUUUCUUACGCAAGAUCAAAGCAGUUGUAGAAGAUCCUCGAGUGCUGCUUCUGGACAUGUGAUUCUCCCUUCACUUCUUUACUUCUUUAAAGAUAGCUCAGCUGCAUAACAUGAACUCCACCUCACAGAAAACGCACAAAAUCACUACAAAACUACUGUUGUCUUUUUAAUUGUUCAUUCAGACUGUCGUUGGAUAUUAAGGUUAUUUUCCUAGCACUUGUGGAGCUUAAAUAUGUGGUUUUAUCUGAAGGGAGUUACUUGAAAUAUACCUAAUAUCCCAGGGAAGUGCUUUAUGUGGGCCUUUGCUAAAUCAAUAAAGCAGGAAGAUUGCUCGUCAUUCUCUACCAGUCGUCAAUUAAAGUUUUGCUACAAAUUAAUUAAGAAAGAGACAAGUCACAUUUACAACAUGCAUUUACACUUAUGACAAAAAAUAAGCAUUCACAGGCUUGUAUGUGGUUAUAUCUUUGUGCCCUUCAGAUGGCCACAUGAAGCAGUAGAUAAACCCGUCACUCCAUCCUUGUCUCACUUGUGUCGUCAUGAACCAAUAUGGUUUUUUCCACGCAGCAUUUGGCUGCAUGACAUUCUCCUCUGCUCGUUAGUUGGUACUCCUGAGCCACUUUUUCCACAGCAGGGCCGAGCAGCUCUCCCUCAAAUGAGUUCAAGAUGUUUUAAUGUUAACAGACGAUUGGAAGAAUUUGUUGGUUUACUGCUUGUCACACUUACUAGAAACAAUCUGGAAAAUAUGAAUCAGUGACCAAGAAAACAAGUAUACCACUUCCAUGCCUUUAAAUCCACGUUGACUGAAGGUCAGUUCAGUUAUAUUCCUGCUUUGCAUAGUCAGCAAUGUACUGUCUUUUUUUUUUUUUGCUUUGCUCUUGUCUGGCAGAUUCAGUGACCAUCAAAAUCUCAAAAUGUGAUCAAACUCUUUUUGAGCUUUUACCGGAACAGAAACAAAUGUACUGUUCUUAAAUAGAAAAUGUACAAGACACAAGACAGUGUUUGUUAUAUUUACAUUAUACACAAACUUAAACACUUUAUGGUCAGAGUGUUGGGAGUAAUGUUUAAAACGCACAAUUUGGCAGCAAAUGAUGAGAGGUUUUUUUUUUGUGCUAUCCUAUAUAUAAAAUACUUGUAUCUAUUUAACAAAACUAUUUUAAACAUUAAACAUCUCAAGAGUUUUAUGUACUUAAACCUGUCUCGCUAUUUCCUUCACAAACUGAACAUGUUUACAGUUUUCCCUCAGUCCACCGAUCAUGGUUUAGAGCUUAAACUUGAAGGUGGAUAUUUU
This is a messenger RNA of Scomber scombrus (Atlantic mackerel), 2616 nucleotides long. RefSeq names its product dihydrolipoyllysine-residue succinyltransferase component of 2-oxoglutarate dehydrogenase complex, mitochondrial-like. Gene Ontology annotation, biological process: tricarboxylic acid cycle. The transcript is spliced from 15 exons. The coding region runs from base 44 to 1390 and encodes 448 amino acids. Gene Ontology annotation, cellular component: oxoglutarate dehydrogenase complex. NCBI's taxonomy places the organism in Eukaryota, Metazoa, Chordata, Actinopteri, Scombriformes, Scombridae. Gene Ontology annotation, molecular function: dihydrolipoyllysine-residue succinyltransferase activity. The record is from RefSeq and is a predicted model, not a curated record.